UUGAAUCAAUCAAUCAAUCAAAUGAUAAGUAUAGAAAAAGAAAAAAAAAAGAAAUAUAUAUAUAUUUAGCGGUAGCAUAAAGCGUACAGUUCCCGUGUUUGAGAAGCGCACCAUUAUGAGACCGACUUGGGAAGGCGUCCGGUGGUGGCCCGUAACGUCGGUCGCCGUGCCUACGCGCCCCAUCAUCUGAUCUCAUCCCACCAAUUUCUUCCAGAACCUUCUCAUCUCUCCCAUGGCCGCCUCCGCCUUUCGAUAUACCUCUACUCCUAAUUCUCUUCCUUGACCGUGGCCUAGAUUCUUCAUCUCCUCUCCUCUUCGCGCCUGUAGCCAUGUCCGAUUCCGAGUCCUCAUCUCAGCCGCCGCGGCCCCGCAGCCUCUCCAUGCUUCUCCCCUUUCUUCUUGGCGUUGCGCAGAGCACCAACGGAUCGCACCUCAAUCAGAUCGUCGUUCUCGACCACGCUGCGCGGACGGUUGUGGUUUUCGAAGGCCAUGUUCUCGAUUCUCUUCUCCGCGACCUAUCGGAGAAGACCGGGCCCUUGCCGGCGUCCAAGGAUUCUAUCGACGCGAUGCCGAGGGUGCGGGUUACGGAAGUCGGGACGGAUUGUGCGAUCUGCUUGGACGGAUUCGAAGUCGGUGAGGAGGCCAGAGAGAUGCCUUGCAAACACAGGUACCAUUCGGAGUGUAUUGAGAAGUGGUUGGGGGUUCACGGGACGUGUCCGGUUUGUCGGUUCGCCAUGCCGGUGGGGAAGAAGAACGGCGGCGAUGAUGGUGAAGAUAUUGAAGGAGGAGAAGGCAGAGUAGUUGUGGUGAAUCUGUGGGUUAGCGACGGCGAUACAAUGGAUGAUGUUGAAUCGGUUUCGGGGAUUGGAUCAGAGGACUCCGAUUCGGAAUCGCAAGAUGGAAUGAUGAUCGAUGUUGAUGUCUCAUCAACGAGGGAUCCCAGUCCUGAAGAUUCUUCAUGAUUUUUCAUUUUCACCUUCUUCUUCUUCUUCCUAUUCUUCUAGUUUUUUUUUUUCUAUAGGCUUUUCUGGAAGUGCCAUUGGUUUAUUGUUUGCAGCAAAUCAUCACAACCUCGGCUUCAAAACUCAAAAUUAGGGCAAUAUGAUGAUUCUUUUUUUGUCUGUUUUUUCUUGGGAUUUGGAAAUUUUUGAAGUUGUAAAUAGUUAACCGAUUCAAGAAGUUCUAAUUUCAUUGGAAA
Momordica charantia (bitter melon) is the source of this 1198-nucleotide messenger RNA. RefSeq names its product E3 ubiquitin-protein ligase MPSR1-like. Gene Ontology annotation, molecular function: ubiquitin protein ligase activity. Gene Ontology annotation, cellular component: cytoplasm. NCBI's taxonomy places the organism in Eukaryota, Viridiplantae, Streptophyta, Magnoliopsida, Cucurbitales, Cucurbitaceae. The record is from RefSeq and is a predicted model, not a curated record. Gene Ontology annotation, biological process: protein ubiquitination.